Molecule: messenger RNA, 1024 nt
Organism: Myotis lucifugus (little brown bat)
Lineage: Eukaryota; Metazoa; Chordata; Mammalia; Chiroptera; Vespertilionidae
Gene: DCST2
Product: DC-STAMP domain containing 2
Exons: 6
Coding region: 1-1023 (340 amino acids)
Source: RefSeq, a predicted model, not a curated record
AUGCCCACAGGCCUGCAGGACGCUGUGCGCCGCGCGGGGGCAGAGGAGCCGAGCCUGGCCCGGGCCGUGGUCCGCAGCCUGGGGGGCUUCAGCCUGGGCUUGUCCUUGGCCACGGUCUAUGGACUCCUGGAGCUGCUGGUGGAAGGGCAGAGCCCCUGGGGCUGCCUGGUGGGCACGCUGACCUUGGCCGGCUUCCUCGGCCUGGGCAUGGCGUUCUCUCGGCAGGUCCGGGUCACCGUCCUCCUGCUGCUGCCCCAGGCCUUCUCCAAGCAGAGCCGGGCACUGCUGCUGUUGGCUGUCUUUGGGUUGGUGCUGCAAGGGCCUUGUGCCAACACUCUGCGCAACUUCACCCAAGCCAGCGAGGCCGUGGCCUGCGGGGCGGAGCUGGCCCUGAACCAGACGGCUGCGUUGCUGGAGCGAGCGAAGCAGCCCCUUGUCAGUGCCCUGAACAAGAUUAAGGCCAUUGCCCAAAAGGCCAAAGAGGUGGCUGACCGGAUCCGCAAGUUCUUUCGGUCCAUCAUGGAUGGAGUGAAGCAUAUAGCCAGGGCCCUGCGCAACGUGUGGUACUGGCUCCUGCAUAUCGGAGACGUGUGCAACUCAGAGCUGGGCAACCCUUACCUGAAGUGUGCGCGGGUCUUCGAUGACGCCAAGGACAGCUGCAUGAAGGUCAUCCCACACGCCUAUCACCUGUGCUACGUGCUCAUGCCCUUCAAGCUGGUGCUCUGUGGACUGGCCAGCCUGGUCCAGGUGUUCUGCAUCAUCCCCAAGUACAUCCAGCCCUUCCUGCGCACGACCAUCGGCAUCCCUGUGCAGAAGUUGAUUAACCGGGUGCGUCAAGAGUUUGAGUUCAACGUGACAGCCACCCACUACUUCUCCGUGGAUCUCGACGCCUCUCGGAGCCUGUCCCAGGUGGCCCUGGACCUCUACGAGGCUGUCAGCAUGAAGCUGUACCGCGCCCGCGAGGCCCUGGCCCUGAUGGGCUACGCCACGCCGCUGCUGCUUGUGCUUCUCUACCUCCAGUGAG